ACUUAUAAAGAAAAAGGGAAAUCGCGAAAGAGAGGAAGAGACACAGUGCGCAUCAGACUCCACUGUCUAAGGAGAGAGAUCGCAUUCUCAAAACAAGUCACAUCCACCUUUCUCUCUCUCUCUCUCUAGUGAGUGGAACCGGUAGCAGCUGAGUCAACUCGGUAUAGAGAGUGUGUUUUUCUCAGGUGAUGGAUCCGGGCGGGAUGAUGAACGAGGCUGGGACGUAUAACCAACUGGCGGAGAUCUGGCCGUCGUAUCCCAUCAACGGAGGCGGGACCGUUAACUCCUCGAUGAGGAGCGGCGUCUCGUUCGGUGGACCUAACUUGGUCCAUCAUCAGUUCGCCGACUCGAAUCUGAUUAGCAAAGAUCCGGCUCGUAUGAGCCACGCGCUCUCUCAGGCGGUGGUCGCCGGUAUCGCCGGUGCUAGGAAGCGGCGGGAAGCAGGUGCGGAGGAGAAAGUCUUCUCCGUCAGCAGCGACGGACAUGACGCGAAUGAUGGUGAGAGUAAAAAGCAGAGGACUACAGGAUGCGAAGAUGAGGUUGAAACAGGAACGUUGGAUCAGAAGAAGCAGUUGUUGCCUGAACCUCCGAAAGAUUAUAUACAUGUGCGAGCUAGAAGGGGACAGGCUACAGAUAGUCACAGUCUAGCUGAAAGAGCGAGGAGAGAAAAGAUAAGCGAGCGGAUGAAAAUCUUGCAAGAUCUUGUCCCUGGUUGUAACAAGGUUAUCGGAAAGGCGCUUGUUCUAGAUGAGAUAAUCAAUUACAUACAGUCUCUGCAGCGUCAAGUUGAGUUUCUAUCGAUGAAGCUCGAAGCAGUCAACUCAAGAAUGACUCCUGGUAUCGAGGUUUUCCCGCCAAAAGAGUUUGAUCAGCAAACGUUUGAAAAUCCGGGAAUGCAGUUCGGGUCACAAGCUACAAGGGACUACAGCAGAGGAGCAUCACCGGAGUGGCUGCAUAUGCAGGUAGGAGGUGGUUUCGAAAGAUCAUAGUGAAUAACAGUGAUAACGUAAGAAAGCUGGCACAAGAUCACUAAAUAAACUUCGAUCUCCAAUGUUAGUCACUAAAAAAGAAGCAGCAGCAUACGUAUAAAACAUUUAUGAAAUAUAUAUAUUAUUAUACAAGGUUUUAUUGUUAUAGAUUCCUAGUUUAGACAUGAAGUAAAGCGGAGGUAGAUUGUGGUACACUUUCCUCUGUUGCUGUCUCAGAACAUGUUAAUAACUGUUUUAAGCUUUUCACAUGCUUUUCUUUUGUUUUAUGUUGUGUUGUAAUCUAUCUAAGGAAAGGUUUGGUUCUCAAA
Messenger RNA from Raphanus sativus (radish), 1297 nucleotides. RefSeq names its product transcription factor BPE-like. The transcript has 6 exons. NCBI's taxonomy places the organism in Eukaryota, Viridiplantae, Streptophyta, Magnoliopsida, Brassicales, Brassicaceae. The record is from RefSeq and is a predicted model, not a curated record. Gene Ontology annotation, molecular function: protein dimerization activity; DNA-binding transcription factor activity. Gene Ontology annotation, biological process: regulation of DNA-templated transcription. The coding region runs from base 189 to 989 and encodes 266 amino acids. Gene Ontology annotation, cellular component: nucleus.